Plasmodium cynomolgi strain B is the source of this 1377-nucleotide messenger RNA. RefSeq names its product hsp70 interacting protein. Gene Ontology annotation, molecular function: protein dimerization activity; Hsp70 protein binding. The record is from RefSeq and is a predicted model, not a curated record. The transcript is spliced from 2 exons. The coding region runs from base 1 to 1377 and encodes 458 amino acids. NCBI's taxonomy places the organism in Eukaryota, Apicomplexa, Aconoidasida, Haemosporida, Plasmodiidae.
AUGGAUGUUAACAAAAAACUGAAGCAGUUUGUGUCCCUCUGUAAGGAAGACCCAUCCAUUUUGCACAAGCCAGAGUUUUCCUUCUUUAAGGAAUUUAUCGAAAGCUGUGGUGGAAAGGUGCCAAAGGACAAGGACUUUUAUGAACACAUUCCAAGCGAAGAUAGUACAGAGGAAAAGUCCCACAAUGGAGAAAAGGAAGAAGAAGAUGAUGAUGAAGAUGAAGAGGAAGUAGAGGAAGAAGAGGAGGAAGAGGAAGAAAACGAUGAAGAUUUAAUGAAAGAAGAAACGGUUGAGUGCCCCCCUUUAGCUCCAACCAUAGAAGGAGAUUUAUCCGAUGAGGUAAUUGAAGAAAUCUGUAACUUGAAAGAGGAAGCUGUAAAUUUAGUGCAAGAAAAUAAUUUUGAAGAAGCCUUAGAAAAAUACAAUAAAAUAAUUUCCUAUGGAAAUCCAUCAGCCAUGAUAUACACAAAAAGGGCUUCCGUUUUGUUAAGUUUGAAAAGACCAAAAGCUUGCAUACGAGAUUGUACGGAGGCAUUAAAUUUGAAUAUAGAUAGCGCUAAUGCUUACAAAAUUAGAGCGAAAGCAUACAGAUACCUGGGGAAAUGGGAAAGUGCGCAUGCUGAUAUUGAACAAGGACAGAAAAUCGAUUAUGAUGAAGAUUUAUGGGAAAUGCAAAAACUGAUUGAAGAAAAAUACAAGAAGAUUUAUGAGAAGAGAAGGUACAAAAUUAAUAAGGAGGAAGAAAAGAAAAGGAAAAAAAGGGAAAAGGAAUUGAAGAAAAGGUUGGCUGCUAAAAAGGCCGCAGAGAAGGCGUAUAAGGAUAACAGCAAGAGGGAAAACUACGACUCGGACUCCUCGGACUCGUCCUACAGCCAACCCGACUUUUCUCGCGAUUUCCCGGGAGGAAUGCCAGGUGGGUUAGGUGGCGGAAUGGGAGGAGGAUUUCCAGGUGGAUUAGGAGGUGGUAUGGGUGGAGGAAUGCCAGGCGGGAUGGGAGGAGGAUACCCAGGUGGAUUUCCAGGCGGAUUAGGAGGUGGCAUGGGUGGAGGCAUGCCAGGCGGAAUGGGAGGAGGUAUGCCCGGGGGAUUAGGGGGCGGAUUAGGAGGAAUGCCUGGCGGAUUAGGGGGCGGAUUAGGAGGAGGAAUGCCUGGCGGAUUGGGAGGCGGAAUGCCCGGUGGCAUGCCAGAUUUAAAUUCGCCAGAAAUGAAAGAGCUCUUCAGCAACCCGCAGUUCUACCAAAUGAUGCAAAACAUGAUGAGCAACCCCGAGUUACUGUCCAAGUAUGCCAAUGACCCAAAGUACAAGCACAUAUUUGAGAACUUAAAAAAUUCCGAUUUAGGAAACAUGGGGAAGCCCGGCGGCAAAGGCAAAAACUAA